This is a messenger RNA of Lotus japonicus, 1860 nucleotides long. RefSeq lists its product as uncharacterized. The coding region runs from base 1 to 1860 and encodes 619 amino acids. The record is from RefSeq and is a predicted model, not a curated record. NCBI's taxonomy places the organism in Eukaryota, Viridiplantae, Streptophyta, Magnoliopsida, Fabales, Fabaceae. The transcript has 2 exons.
AUGACUCAAGAUUCAGGAAAGAAGAUCGCUGCCUGUCCCAAACCUAUCAAGAACUCUCAUGGGGUCAAGUUUCUUGGUUUGAAGACUGCAUCUUCUACUCCCUCUAGGGUUAUUCGUUCCUCUGCGAAAAUCGUCUCUCCAGACUCGUCUGGCCCAGCCAAGAGGACAAGGAGUAUGAGGAUCAAGUAUGUUGUCAAGCGAGGCAUAGGGAAAGCAUCGAGUGUUCACAACAUCUCAGAAGAUUCAAUUCCUGAUCCACCGGUUGAUGAUAAUCAAGAAAGCGAUGUCGUCGAUGCUGAAGUAGAUCAAGUCAUCCACAAUGUCUUAGAGACUCUUGCUGAUGCUGCCACUGCACAAAAUGUCAUGCCAAAUGUUGAAUCACAGGUUGAUCGUGAUUCUGAACCAAAUUAUGAAGCAAACCCUAGUGAACAAGAUGCUAAGAAGGAAGAUGAUACUGAUGGUAAGGAACAAGUGUUGAUUGUCUCUAAAGAAGAGGACUCAAAUGAUGAAGAAGUGCCCAAGAAGGUCACUGCUGGAAAGAAGGCUACAGUGUCUGCAAGCAAGACUGUUGUAAGUAAGAAAGGAAAGAAGAAAAAGGGUUCUAGUACUCAGACUCCCAAAACUCCAAAAACAUCUCAAGUCUCAGUUCCUGAGAAAAAGACAAAGAAAGAGAAGAAGGAGGAAAAGAUUGCUGCUUCUACUGGAAGAAAGAGGAAACAUGUUGCUGCAACAGAUUCUGAACCAGAAGUCGAGCCAGAUGUCCCUGACAUCUCCACUUCGGCCAAGAAAAUGAUCAAGGGGAAGAGAAUUCCUUUGAAUGUUCCAAAGGCACCUAUUGAUAAUGUAUCCUUUCACUUUGCCAGCUCUGCACAAAGUUGGAAGUUUGUUGUUCAGAGAAGGUUAGCAAUUGAAAGGGAACUCCAUGAAGAUGCUUUGGAACUCAAGGAAAUCAUGGAUAUGUUGGUUGAUGCAGGCUUGAUGAAGACUGUCAAGGACAUUGGAAGAUGUUUUACUCAUCUGGUUAGGGAGUUCAUUGUGAACAUCCUUACUGAUUGUGAUGAUGAGAGCAGUUCUGAGUAUAGAAAGGUGUAUGUCAGAGGAAAGUGUGUAAAUUUCUCUCCUGAAGUUGUGAAUGAGUUUAUGGGAAGAAGUCCAGUGGCUGGAAAUGAUGAAGAACCUGAAUUGAAUAGGGUUGCUAAGACCCUGAUUGGGAAGAUGGUCAAGAAGUGGCCAAAGAAAGGAUUGCUUCCCUUUGGGAAGUUAACUACCAAGUAUGUUGUUCUUUUCAAGAUUGGCUGUGCAAAUUGGAUGGCCACCAAUCACCUACCUGGUGUAACUCCUCCCCUUGCAAGAAUGCUCUAUCUGAUUGGCAUUGGCGGUGAGUUUGAUUUUGGCAAGCUAGUUUUUGAUCAGACUCUAAAGCAUGCAAGCUCUUAUGCUGUGAGACUGCCAAUCCUAUUUCCAUUCCUAUUGUCUGAACUAAUUGUCAAACAACAUCCUCAUGUUGUAAGGGCUGAUGAACUUCAAGGUAAGAGACCUAUGCCUCUCAAGUUUGAUUAUCGCUUGUUUGCUGGAAUGCAUGUUCCAGACAUUGUGUUAUCUGCAGCAAAAGGUUCUGCCAGUACCAGUGGUACUCAGGCAGUUGGUGCAACCAAAGAUGAUAUUUUGGCUGAAUUGAGGGUUGUCUCCAAAUCCUUGGAUGCCCCUAUUCAGGCUUGCAAGAUUAGGAAACAGCAUGUGGACAAGCUCAUCAAGGCUAUGACACAGGUUCCUGCUCCUGCUGCUGAGGAAGGUACCGGUGAAGAAUUUGCUGAGGAUGUUGAGGGUGAUUCUGCUGCUGUUGAGGAAGAAGAUGCUUAG